Messenger RNA from Aethalodelphis obliquidens (Pacific white-sided dolphin), 900 nucleotides. RefSeq names its product R-spondin 2 (gene RSPO2). The coding region runs from base 202 to 900 and encodes 232 amino acids. The record is from RefSeq and is a predicted model, not a curated record. NCBI's taxonomy places the organism in Eukaryota, Metazoa, Chordata, Mammalia, Artiodactyla, Delphinidae. The transcript is spliced from 5 exons.
AGGACAAGAGACACUUGUCUUUUCAGCAUGUUGCAUUGACCAGAAGUCUGAUCAUAUUCAUAUUUAAAUGGAUUUUGUCUUUUCUCUUUUACAGCUAGUUAUGUAUCAAAUCCCAUUUGCAAGGGAUGCUUGUCUUGUUCAAAGGACAAUGGGUGCAGCCGAUGUCAACAGAAGUUAUUCUUCUUUCUUCGAAGAGAAGGCAUGCGCCAGUAUGGAGAGUGCCUGCAUUCCUGCCCAUCCGGGUACUAUGGACACCGAGCCCCAGAUAUGAACAGAUGUGCAAGAUGCAGAAUAGAAAACUGUGAUUCUUGCUUUAGCAAAGACUUUUGUACCAAGUGCAAAGUAGGCUUUUAUUUGCAUAGAGGCCGCUGCUUUGAGGAAUGUCCAGAUGGUUUUGCACCAUUAGAUGAAACCAUGGAAUGUGUGGAAGGAUGUGAGGUUGGCCAUUGGAGUGAAUGGGGAACUUGUAGCAGAAAUAAUCGCACAUGUGGAUUUAAGUGGGGUCUGGAAACCAGAACACGGCAAAUUGUUAAAAAGCCAGCAAAAGACACGAUACCAUGUCCAACGAUCGCUGAAUCCAGGAGAUGUAAGAUGGCCAUGAGGCAUUGUCCAGGAGCUACCAAGAUAGCAGGAGGAUGGAGAAAGAAAGAGGAGGGGAUCGUAAAAGACGAUGGGAAAGAGGGAAAGACUGACAAUGAGUUAGAAGAAAAACAAUUGAACAAUGAGUGUAGGAAACAAGGGGAAAAAGAACAGACUACUAAAAAUGAAGACUGUACUCAGAGCAGAUGGAAGAGAGCGCCAAAGGCAAAGGAGAGAAAGAACAAGAAGAAGAAGAAGCUGAUAGAAAGAGCCCAGGAGCAACACAGCGUCUUCCUAGCUACAGACAGAGCUAACCAGUAA